This is a messenger RNA of Sparassis crispa, 1392 nucleotides long. RefSeq lists its product as hypothetical. The transcript is spliced from 3 exons. The record is from RefSeq and is a predicted model, not a curated record. Lineage: Eukaryota; Fungi; Basidiomycota; Agaricomycetes; Polyporales; Sparassidaceae. The coding region runs from base 1 to 1392 and encodes 463 amino acids.
AUGGCCCUCCAGUUUUCUCUCAUCCCUCUCUUCCACCGUAUUCAUUCUCAACUCAGACGACUCAUGAGCGACCAGCCUCCCCAACAAUCCUGGGCCGACAACUUUUCGAAGGAAGGCAGAGGCCUUCCCGUCGAUACUGUCAUCAAUGACUACCAAAACCGGGGCUGGGUCGCGCGCGACCUGUACAUUAGCGUGCUUAAAUUCUACAAGCACGACAAAGGCGUCGAACACGAGUUCUUAAUCGGUACCGUCGUUAACUCUGCUGGGAAGGAGGUCGGAUUUAUCUUGGUCGAGCGCCAAGGAGCGAGGAUUGGUCGGGGUGCUUCCGCGAAGCCAUUGAACGCCGCAUUGGGUUCUUCCGGUAGUACUGCUGCUCCUCCUGCCCAUGACGUUCUGUUUAUGGGACGAAAUCAUGGUGCUCUGCUUAACCUCGCCGGUCGCACUGCCAGGUCUACCGUACACGGCUCAUACACAGUGCCACCGGAAAAGCGUGCAGACUCGAUCGCCUCCCUCCUUGCGGCUUGUUUUGUCGCUCACGAAAUUAAGGAGAAGUACGAUGCCUUCGAGACUAACUGCUACUGGUUUGCCGGCGUGGUGUACAAUCUGGUCACGGGCGACAACAUCAAUAUCAACUCGGACAGCACGCGCACAGUGCCGAUUGUGCGUGAUGCUCUGCCCGAGGGUGAUAUUCAGCUCGAGCCUCGUUCUCUUCCCCAGGCAGGUGGUGCUCAGUCUGAGGAUAAUAUUCAGGUCGCGCAGGACGAUUCUCAGUCUCAGGUUCCUCAGCGCUCGAAAACAGGGCACUUUGGAUCGCUUGCCAUUGUUCGUCCUGCGGACAUCAGAGCUGAUGCGGAUGAGAUACGGGCCGACUUCAGGAAAAAGACGGAAGAAAUAGUGAGUGCACAGAAGUACUUUGGGAAAUUGCCGGAGGAGUUGGCGAGUCAGACGGCCAGGGCGAACAUGGCGGACGCGAGAGCGGACACAGAGGAGAGGCUAAAAAAGGAGGAGAGCGCCAGGGCGGAGGAGGAGAGGCUGAGGGCGGAGGAGGAGAGGCUGAGGGCGGACACGGAGGAGAGGCUGAAAAAGGAGGAGAGCGCCAGGGCGGAGGAGGAGAGGCUGAGGGCGGACACGGAGGAGAGGCUGAGAAAGGAGGCGGACGCGAGAGCGGUCACAGAGGAGAGGCUGAGAAAGGAAGAGGAGAGGCUGAGAAAGGAAGAGAGUGCCAGGGCGGACAGGUUGGCCAAAGAGAACGCCGAGAUGGCGAAGAAACUUGCACAGCUUCAAGAGGCAUACACCAAAGGUGCAGCUGGUGCAUCGGGCGUGACAGAAGCCCGCACUACGCCUCCGUCUAGUCGUUCCAGCAUGGCUUCCGCGUUUAAGAGAGCUGUCUGA